AUGGGGGCCCCCCACUACCUCCCGCUGCAGCCUUUGCUGGGGCCCCCAACUGUACCCUGUCUUCUGGGGGCCCUUCGCAUCAGCAGCGCCCCUUGCGGGCUGCGUGGGGGUUUGAGAGCAGCAGAGGCCCCUGACGGUUCUGCUGCUGCUGAAGAUGCAGCAGCAGCAGCAGCAACAGCAGCCGACGCAGACCCAGCAGCAGACAGCAGCAGCAGCAACGCCACCCUCUUAGCAGGAGCCGCGGACUCACUAGGCGUUCAGCUGCCAGAAAUUGAUUGGGGAGACCUUCCAAAGCCCAGCAGCAGCAGCAGCAGCAGCAGCAGCAGCAAUCCGGGGCUGAACGACCUUACCUGUCUUCCGGGGUCCUCUUGGCGGCUGCCGCCGUCAACAGAGGAGAUGGCAGCAGCAAAAGUUGCUGCGCGUCUGCUGCUGCUGCUGCUGCGCCGCUGCCCGCAGCUGCUGCUGGCUGGGGACGACCUCACGGAGGAGCAGUGGGAGCUAACAACGGCAGCAGCAGCAGCACCGAGCGCAGCAGCAGCAGCAGCAGCAGCAGGAACAGGCGGGUGCAGCAGCAGCAAGACCCGUCAGCAGCGUCGCUCAACGGCAGCAGCGCCCCCCACAGCAGCAGCAGCAGCAGCAGCAGCAGCGUGCCUGUGGUGGCGGGGAUUGGCUUCAGCGUGGGCGUAUCUCCAGAAGGCCUCGGCGCAGUGCUGUCUGCUGUUAUUCGCUGCGUGUCUUGUCUUUCUCCUCCUGCUGAGUGGCUUGCUGAGA
Molecule: messenger RNA, 771 nt
Organism: Eimeria tenella
Lineage: Eukaryota; Apicomplexa; Conoidasida; Eucoccidiorida; Eimeriidae
Exons: 2
Source: RefSeq, a predicted model, not a curated record